Messenger RNA from Raphanus sativus (radish), 516 nucleotides. RefSeq names its product 60S ribosomal protein L38-like. The record is from RefSeq and is a predicted model, not a curated record. Gene Ontology annotation, biological process: protein-RNA complex assembly; translation. Gene Ontology annotation, molecular function: structural constituent of ribosome. Gene Ontology annotation, cellular component: ribosome; cytosolic large ribosomal subunit. NCBI's taxonomy places the organism in Eukaryota, Viridiplantae, Streptophyta, Magnoliopsida, Brassicales, Brassicaceae. The transcript is spliced from 3 exons. Bases 137 to 346 code for a protein of 69 amino acids.
GGUAAACUAGUUUCAAAGAUGGGCUAGAGGGUAGAUCUGGUAUUUUUUAUAUAAAUGUCUAGGGUUCUUUAAAAGAGUCUCAUUUACAUUUGACGACCCUGUUCUUACGGCUUUAGCUUAAACAACAGAUCCGACAAUGCCUAAGCAAAUCCACGAUAUUAAGGACUUCCUUUUGACAGCGAGGAGGAAAGAUGCUCGAUCUGUGAAGAUCAAGAAAAGCAAAGACAUUGUCAAGUUCAAGGUCAGAUGCUCGAAGUACCUCUACACUUUCUGCGUCUUUGACCAAGAGAAAGCCGACAAGCUUAAGCAGUCCCUUCCUCCAGGUUUGAGUGUGCAAGACCUUUGAAGAUGAAGAUGCCCUGAUGAUCAAUCUUCUUUGCCGUUUUAUAUUUGUCCUAGAAGAAUAUGCUUUGUGUCCUCGUUAAAUUAAACCUAGACUUUUCAGUAUGCUCCAGUGUGACUGUUUAUGAAUUGAUUCAGUUUUUAAUAUCAGAAAAGGUCUCGCUCUUGAUAUAA